GACUAUAUCUUGCGGUGGACCACGCCAUGAUCUUCAGUAUGGACCGGGUUGCGGUUUAGGUUUGGUACUCCGAAUAUACCAUCAACUAUGAGCAUAUCAAUUUAAUACCAGAAAUUUAACCAGAAAGUUAACAGAAAUUAUCAGUUUGAAAAAAGUGCUUACUGUGUGUACGUUCGGCGAUAUAAUUUUUGUAAUUUUUAUAAUAAUUUUUGUUUGGAUAAUCAUCUUUUUGGAUAUUUUUUAACUUUCCAGUUUAGAAAUACCAAACGGAAGAGCUUCAAAAUGGUUGCACCUGCGUUUCUGGAGAAGCUGUCCUUCUUGUAUCAGCCGUACGUAUUGUUUGUGGUAUCAAUUGGCUACGUUUUGGGUGAAUUAGGACAUUAUUUGAUUGGCGUGACUUCAAAGAGGAUUGCCAUCGAUUUGCAUUACGGAGAUAUCACUUGCCAAUUGAACACUACAGAGUACCACCUAAAUCAACUACCCGUCCAAUGUGGAAGUGCCAAUAAUUCUGACACAUGUUUGUCGUACAACAUCAAUGGGACGGGAUACUGCGAGUGGAACUACAACGGGCUCGGAUUGGAUUACCAGAUCUUAGCCGGCCCAAGUUUCAUUGCAGUUUUCACGGUUGUCGGUGUCAUCAUGGGAUUCCUCGCCGACAAGUACAACAGGGUGAAGAUGUUGACGAUCUGCACCGUAGUUUUUUCCAUCGCGAUGAUCGUCACCGGAUCGGUACAGGAGUACUGGCAUUUGGUUAUAUUGAGGAUGAUCAUGGCUGCUGGCGAAUCCGGCUGCAAUCCUUUGGCGACCGGUAUCCUUUCGGACAUCUUCCCUGAAGAGAAGCGUGCUUUGGUUAUGUCCAUUUUCAAUUGGGGAAUCUACGGCGGCUACGGAAUCGCCUUUCCUGUGGGAAGAUACAUUCCGACUUUGAACAUCUGGGAUAUGGGAUGGAGAAUCACUUAUUAUGGAGCCGGGGUUAUCGCUUUGGUUAUCGCGAUUUUGACGGGAUUAACAUUGAAAGAACCGGCGAGGCAAUCCAUCGGUGAGGAGACCACAGGUAACGGCAAGAAGGCUUCUAUUUGGUCCGUGAUCUUGGAGCCUAGGAUCAUCAUGUUAUGUUUGGCUGCUUCCAUAAGACAUUGCGGUGGUAUGUGCUUUGCGUACAACUGCGAUCUGUAUUACCAGCAGUACUUCCCGGAUUACGAUCUUGGAUGGUGGUUGUUCGCCGUGACCAUCGGUAUCGGAAGUAUCGGUGUCGUGGCUGGUGGUAUCGUGUCUGAUAAGUUUGUAGCAAAGAUGGGAGUCAGAUCCAGGGUGAUCGUGUUAGCCGUGAGUCAACUGAUCUCCACUCCCGGUGCUUUCGGCAGCGUCUACUUUUCUCCCGUGUGGGCCAUGAUAACCUUGGGAAUUUCCUACUUCUUCGCUGAAAUGUGGUUCGGAAUUCUCUUCGCCAUCUUAGUAGAAAUCGUGCCUCUGCAAGUUAGAUCGACAACAGUAGGUAUCUUCCUCUUCGUCAUGAACAACAUCGGAGGAAAUCUUCCCAUCCUCGUUGAACCCGUGUCCAAGGCUAUCGGUUACAGGGAGAGCAUCUACAUCUUUUACGCAGGUUUCUACGGAAUCAGUUCCAUCAUGUUCCUGCUGACGGUCUUCUUGAUGGACGGACCCAAGCAGGCGGACAAUCCGAAAGACUUCGGUCACGACAAUAACAUCUGCACUACUGUCGAUGAAACCGCUCUUCCGACCAUAACCAACGGCGUGCACAUACCGAGGAUAGGCACAGAGAAUAGCAAACUUUGAUUAUCCACAUUUAUAUGUUCUAAUUUAUUUAUUAUUUUUUUCGCAUUAUUUUGAGAAACGAUUCAGUAAAGUGAAAA
Nicrophorus vespilloides is the source of this 1871-nucleotide messenger RNA. Its product is annotated as putative metabolite transport protein HI_1104. Gene Ontology annotation, molecular function: transmembrane transporter activity. The record is from RefSeq and is a predicted model, not a curated record. Gene Ontology annotation, biological process: transmembrane transport. The transcript has 8 exons. Gene Ontology annotation, cellular component: membrane. Lineage: Eukaryota; Metazoa; Arthropoda; Insecta; Coleoptera; Silphidae. The coding region runs from base 283 to 1794 and encodes 503 amino acids.